AUGGACCGCAAAGAUAUCGAGGAUUUUCUACGUCGAUCGAAUUCUAUCUGCGAUCAGACUUCUGCCGAACUUGGUACCGUAAAUGUUCGACGAAUGUCUCUCAAGGAAUUCACAGGUUUGGACGAUACGAAAGAGGAAAUCACGGAACUACCUGUGCCGUCCUGGAAAUGCUCGACAUCACCAUCUUCUCUGAUAAACAGCCCAUCAAAGAAGUUGAGCGUAGCUAAGGAAGAAAGCAUUGACAUACCUACUGCAAUCAACAGGAUUUCAAAUCUACAAUCUCGAUUAAACGAAGCGUCAUCGACAGUGAACACCGCUUCAAAUUCAUCCGACAUCGGACACGAUCGGGAAAAACUUCUGGAGGAGAGCAAAAGAAUGGCCGUUGCAGCAAAGGAUCUUUCUAAGAUUUCGUCAUCCUCUCCGGAACCGAAAUGGAGUACAGCUAUAGCGGAGAUCACGGACUGCGCUGACUGCUUGACGGCAGCCGCUAAGGGUGCCAUCUCUUCGACAAGCGUUUAUCACUCACAACUUGUUAACACUGAAGUGACCCAGGUACUAGAAGCUCUCCACAACGCACUCUGUGCUGCACAGGAGUCCCGCAUCCAGAGGAACGACUCCCUCUCACUGAAAGCGAUGACCCACCUUCAGUCUACCACCAAUCAACUUUUACAUGCUGUUUCCACAACAAUUGCAACUGCUACGUAG
Necator americanus (New World hookworm) is the source of this 705-nucleotide messenger RNA. RefSeq lists its product as uncharacterized. Bases 1 to 705 code for a protein of 234 amino acids. The transcript has 8 exons. Lineage: Eukaryota; Metazoa; Nematoda; Chromadorea; Rhabditida; Ancylostomatidae. The record is from RefSeq and is a predicted model, not a curated record.